Molecule: messenger RNA, 575 nt
Organism: Limulus polyphemus (Atlantic horseshoe crab)
Lineage: Eukaryota; Metazoa; Arthropoda; Merostomata; Xiphosura; Limulidae
Product: GTP-binding protein RAD-like
Exons: 3
Cellular component (GO): plasma membrane
Molecular function (GO): GTP binding; calcium channel regulator activity; GTPase activity
Source: RefSeq, a predicted model, not a curated record
ACGAAGAACCCGAAAAAACUGUCUUCCUCCUUCUAGACGGCGAAGAGUAUGAGCUCACUCUGACAUUGGUAGAUCAGGAAACUCUUGCUUCUUUCUCGGACUUUGAAGAGGAUGCUACUGGUUCUGCUGAUGCGUACCUUGUAGUUUAUUCUGUAACCGAUAGAGAUACCUUUGAAAAUGCCGUGGAUAUUCUGUUUAAACUUCGGGAACAAGGCUACACAGCAAAAAGAGCAGUAAUUCUGGUAGGAAACAAGUCUGACCUUGUCCGUUCGAGGACUGUUUCGACAGAAGAAGGUAAAUCGGUUGCCAUAUCGUACGAGUGUAAAUUCAUGGAGACUUCAGCAGUCAUCAGUCAUAAGACCGAUGAUCUAUUGGUUGGUAUUGUUAGUCAAAUCCGACUUAAAAACCAGCAGCUGAAGGAUUUCAACCAUUUCUCUCCACCCGGUAAAGGACGUAAGUCUCGUAGUAAAGGUUCUUUAUAUGGAACUGGCCGACGAGCCAAGGAAUUGCUAAACAAGCUGCUAGGAACAGAAAGCUACAAGUCCAAAUCAUGCGAUAAUCUUCAUGUGUUAUAA